AUGGCAGGCUCAGGGAUUUCAGCUCUGAGCCUCCUCCUGCUCAUGCAGGGCUCAGUGGAUGGGAAUGGAAUCCAGGGAUUCUUCUACCCAUGGAGUUGUGAGGGAGAUGUGUGGGACCGGGAGAGCUGUGGGGGCCAGGCGGCAAUUGAGAACCCCAACCUCUGCCUGCGUCUCCGUUGCUGCUACCGGGAUGGAGUCUGCUACCACCAGCGGCCCGAUGAGACGAUGCGUCGGAAGCACAUGUGGGCGCUGGGCUGGACGUGCGGCGGGCUGCUGCUCCUCAUCUCCACCAUCUGCUUGUUCUGGUGGGCCAAGCGCCGGGACAUGCUGCACCUCCCCGGUUUCCUGAAGGGUCAGUGCAACUUGUCGAGGACUGUCUCGCUGCUGUCCAAGGAGAAGAUGUCCUUAGCAGAGAAGAAGACGCCCUCCGUAGGCAGUGUGCCCAUGUCCCAGCCCGCAGAGAGUGUCCUGGACACCUCAGCAGCCACUGAGGGGGAAGGGGAGACAGAAGGGGGUGAAGAGGAAGGGGGGACAGAGGAAGACUAG
Messenger RNA from Trichechus manatus latirostris (Florida manatee), 546 nucleotides. It is a transcript of the gene TMEM190, whose product is annotated as transmembrane protein 190. The record is from RefSeq and is a predicted model, not a curated record. Lineage: Eukaryota; Metazoa; Chordata; Mammalia; Sirenia; Trichechidae. The coding region runs from base 1 to 546 and encodes 181 amino acids. The transcript has 5 exons. Gene Ontology annotation, biological process: hematopoietic progenitor cell differentiation. Gene Ontology annotation, cellular component: inner acrosomal membrane.